AUGUUGAAAAUCGAAUUACAGUUUCACUACCCGAUCCCCUUCAGGUUUCCACCCCCGGCUCCGUUGAAACGCCAUCUGGUGCCCCGAGUGUUUCUCCUCAUUCGGACGCGUUUCCCCGUAGCCGCGCGCGGCUCUUGGCACGUGACCACUCUCUUUUUCCAUAAACCAUUCCAUUUACGACAAUCCCCGGGGGCGCACGUGGUGGAUGAUCGAUAUGUGGGCGCAGUAGCCAUCGUCCCGAUCGAAGGCAUUGAUUUUGUGCGCAACCAGCGCUGA
Messenger RNA from Morchella importuna, 276 nucleotides. RefSeq lists its product as uncharacterized. The transcript is spliced from 2 exons. NCBI's taxonomy places the organism in Eukaryota, Fungi, Ascomycota, Pezizomycetes, Pezizales, Morchellaceae. Bases 1 to 276 code for a protein of 91 amino acids. The record is from RefSeq and is a predicted model, not a curated record.